AUGGGUGCCAUAAUCUCUCUUCCUAUAACAAUGGCUAGCACAUUUGCAGCCUCCUGCCUUGGGGGAUGUUGUUCAAGCGCACUAUCGAAGACAGUCUCAUCCCUGGGUUCUUCCUCUCUAGGGACACGUUUGCUAUAUGCAGGAUGGCUACUAUUAAAUUCUCUAGUUUCUUGGGUAUCAAUGUCCGUGAAUAAGUCAUUUCUUUGGCCGGGAAAGACAUGCUCUGCGACAGGUGAAUGUGGGUACUUUACGGUCCAUAGAUUGAACUUUGCACUUGGGAUCCUACAUAUUAUAAUGGCAAUUAUCCUACUUGGUGUGAAAUCUACCAGAGAUAUACGGGCGACGUUACAGAAUUCAUGGUGGACAGUGAAGUUUAUACUGUAUUUGGCAUUCGUUAUAAUAUCGUUUACCAUUCCCAAUGAAUUUUACAUCGUUUUUUCUAAAUGGGUAUCUGUACCUAGCGGUGUGAUCUUUAUUUUAGUUGGGUUAAUUCUAUUGGUAGAUUUUGCCCAUGAGUGGGCUGAGACCUGCAUAUACCAUGUGGAGAUGGAAGAUGAAAGUUCUGCAUUCUGGGAGAAAUUUUUAGUUAUCGGUACUUCUGCUAUGUAUACUGCAUCGAUGGCAAUGACUGUACUAAUGUAUAUCCUAUUUUGUCAUUCACAGUGUAAUAUGAACCAAACUGCUGUAACCGUGAAUCUAAUAUUAACCGGUUUGACAAUAAUAUUAUCUGUUAAUCCAAAAAUCCAAGAAGCCAAUCCUAAGAGUGGAUUGGCACAGAGUAGUAUGGUUUCUGUUUAUUGUACCUACUUGACUUUGAGCGCAAUGGCUUCUGAACCUGAUGAUAAGAUGUGUAACCCAUUGGUUAGAUCUAGCGGUACAAGAAAAUUUAGUGUUAUUCUUGGAUCUUUAUUCACGUUUAUUGCGAUAGCAUAUACCACAACAAGGGCUGCUGCAAAUAGUGCAUUUCAAGGUACAUCUAAUAGUGGACCAAUUUACUUAAAUGAUGACAUGAACGAUGUAGGAAUUGGUGGACAAUCUAGAAAUCAGUUAAGAUAUGAAGCCAUUAAGCAAGCUGUUGAAGAAGGAUCCUUACCAGAGAGUGCCUUAUAUGAUACAACAUGGCUAGGAAAUACACCAACGAUGGACCGCAACACGGCAACUUCUACAGAAGGUACAGAAGGUACAGAAAAUGAUGACGAACUAACAGGAACUAAAUAUAAUUAUUCUUUGUUCCACAUAAUAUUUUUCCUUGCAACACAAUGGAUUGCAACUCUACUGACAGUAAAUGUAACACAAGAUGAUGUUGGUGAUUUUAUACCAGUAGGAAGAACCUAUUUCUAUUCUUGGGUCAAAAUCAUUGGAGCAUGGAUAUGCUACGGUUUAUAUGGCUGGACAGUUAUUGCGCCUGCCAUAAUGCCCGAUAGGUUUGAUUACGAUGAAUAUUAUUAA
Messenger RNA from Naumovozyma castellii, 1449 nucleotides. RefSeq names its product Tms1p (gene TMS1). NCBI's taxonomy places the organism in Eukaryota, Fungi, Ascomycota, Saccharomycetes, Saccharomycetales, Saccharomycetaceae. The coding region runs from base 1 to 1449 and encodes 482 amino acids. The record is from RefSeq and is a predicted model, not a curated record. The transcript has a single exon.